AUGAGCGGAGCAAUUCAGCCAGUGCCGGGUGCAAAGUGAGCGAAUUUCUAACUCUCGUGAGAAUUUCUCGUCUAUUUCAGACCAUUGUCGAUGUGGCAGCAGUACGGACCGUCGGAGAAGACUGUGCGUGGAAUCGUGAUUGGAGGAAUCACGGGCGGUAUCGAGAUCUGCAUCACAUUCCCAACGGAAUACGUGAAGACCCAGCUGCAGCUCGACGAGCGAUCCGCGACGCCAAAGUUCAAGGGACCAAUUGACUGUGUUAAGCAGACCGUCAAAGGACACGGAUUCUUCGGUCUCUACAGAGGACUCUCCGUCCUCCUCUACGGAUCCAUUCCGAAGUCUUCUUUCAGGUAAAUACCUAUUCUCCUGAUUGCCCUACUCAUUUCUCCUUUCCAGAUUCGGAACGUUUGAGUAUCUCAAAUCGAAAGCCGCCGACGACAGAGGAAAUCUGUCGCCCGUGAUGAGAUUACUCUGCGGACUGGGUGCCGGUCUCUCGGAAGCCGUUUUCGCCGUCACUCCAAUGGAAACGGUCAAAGUGAAGUUCAUCCACGACCAGGGACUCCCUCAGCCAAAGUACAAGGGAUUCGUGCACGGAGUCGGCUGCAUCGUGAAAGCAGAAGGACUCGGAGGGAUCUACAAAGGAGUGACGGCCACGAUGGCCAAGCAGGGAUCCAAUCAGGCGAUCCGUUUCUUCGUCAUGGAGACACUCAAGGACUGGUAUCGCGGCGGCGACAACACCAAACCGAUCUCGAAGCCGAUAGUCGGACUGAUGGGAGCCAUUGCUGGAGCUGCUUCCGUUUACGGAAACACUCCGAUCGAUGUGGUCAAGACACGUAUGCAGGGUCUUGAAGCGAAAAAGUACAAGAAUACGUUAGAUUGUGCCCUGCAAAUCUGGAGAAAAGAGGGUUUCUUCGCGUAAGAGUUGACUUCUAAAUUGUUGAAAUAUCUCAUUGUCUUCAGUUUCUACAAGGGAACAGUUCCUCGUUUGUCUCGCGUUUGCCUCGAUGUCGGAAUCACAUUCAUGAUCUACGAUUCGAUCAUUGAAUUCCUGGAUCUUUACUGGAAGAAGCAGCAAUAA
Messenger RNA from Caenorhabditis sp. 36 PRJEB53466, 1078 nucleotides. NCBI's taxonomy places the organism in Eukaryota, Metazoa, Nematoda, Chromadorea, Rhabditida, Rhabditidae. The record is from the annotation of a GenBank genome assembly.